This is a messenger RNA of Aspergillus costaricaensis CBS 115574, 1052 nucleotides long. RefSeq lists its product as uncharacterized. The transcript is spliced from 3 exons. Lineage: Eukaryota; Fungi; Ascomycota; Eurotiomycetes; Eurotiales; Aspergillaceae. The coding region runs from base 1 to 765 and encodes 254 amino acids. The record is from RefSeq and is a predicted model, not a curated record.
AUGCUGGAAAGUAAAGAACACCAAGCUCGUCGAAAUACUAUCAAGGAGAUCGCGCGUGCCAUCUCCGAACGUCGCGAAAAUCGAUAUCAGCACAAAGACGUGCAUGACCUCCCCAUUCAGAUCCUCCCCAUGCCCCUGUCCGCCGAUGGAGAACCGUUAUUCGAGUCUGAAUUUUUCUGGCCCUACAAGAAGCCCCUUCCGAAUCCUGAUGAGGAGAUGGAGUUUUCGCCUUCCAGUCCGGAGGAAGCCACGGAUCCGAUGGACGAGGCACACAUCCUAAGCUACUACUUCGGGCAUUAUAUUACCAGUGCCAUACGUCUUGGCAGUGAUAACUGGUAUCACAGUCCCAGACAGCCCAUUGACUUUCCAUGUUCCCUCUGCGAGCUUGAUACUGAGAAUCCCUUCGAAUGGUGCGCGGGUGGUAUAACUGGCAUUCCGGGUGGGCCCCGAAUGAAAUGCUUAUUACUCGAGAGCGUGGACGCGAACGAUGAUCAGAUUACCCGUGGGGAGAUCCUGUGUAUGUGUCGUAUCAUGAUUACUUGCCUCCGUUCCAAAAAGUAUCGUGCCCAUCAAGUCAGUCCGGUGCUACUCAUUUCCUUCGUGGGUCCAAGACAUGCUCGCAUUCUUUUGGGCCAUCAUGAUGGCACCAACCUGGUGAUCCGUCAAUCUAAACGCUUUGCAUUCUGGGAACAGAACAUCCCCGAGAUGAAGAUUCUGCUGCGAUGGUGGUGCUCGUCUGCGGUUGGGGAUACUAUCAAGGGGUAAGAGAGGCUCAAUACUCCCCUAAUCCUGCCUCUCGUUGAACCAGUUAUCUUUGUCGUAUUUGCGUUCAUAUGACGGGUCGGUGUUCUUUUGGUCUGGUUUGGCGUAAUCAAGGAAUUGGGCGGGCUUAUGGCGUUCAAUGGAUGGCUAGGGUUCUUGGUCGUCUUUCGGAUACAAUAAUGACAACAUAUCACGAUCUUAUGCCUCUCACGAUGGUUUGGAGUUGGUGAGUACUGAAGAAGUCAUGGCUUUAGAGGAUAGUCCUAUCAUCGUCUGUCAAUAGUGUUGAG